Messenger RNA from Naumovozyma castellii, 531 nucleotides. It is a transcript of the gene ARC18, whose product is annotated as Arc18p. The record is from RefSeq and is a predicted model, not a curated record. The transcript is spliced from 2 exons. The coding region runs from base 1 to 531 and encodes 176 amino acids. Lineage: Eukaryota; Fungi; Ascomycota; Saccharomycetes; Saccharomycetales; Saccharomycetaceae.
AUGCCAGCAUAUCACUCUACUUUCCCAGUCGAUCCACAAAAUGACAGAAUGGUUGGAAACUUUGCUAUAUUGCCAUUAAAUUCCAAAUAUAGAGGGCCAGCAUACCCAGCCAAUUCUGAUUACGAUAUAAUUGAUGAAUGUCUCGAUCUUUUCCGUGCCAAUUCAUUCUUCAAGAACUUCGAGAUUAAAUCACCUGCCGACAGAGUGUUAAUUUAUGGUAUUCUAUUUAUCAACGAUUGUCUCUCUAAUUUGAAGCCAAAUACAUCUUAUAAUGAAGCUAUGAAAGUGUUAACAAACGUUGCCUUAGAUAACUUUACCAUACCUGGAACACCUGGAUUUCCCUUAAAUACCGUCUACUCUGUGCCUGUGGAGGAUCGUAACGGCAUGGAUCUUUUGAAAACUUAUAUCCAACAAUUCCGUCAAGAACUAGCAAUGAGAUUAUUAGAAAGAAUUUACAGAGACUCUAAGGAAAGUCCAUCUAAAUAUUGGCUAGCAUUCACUAGGAGAAGAUUUAUGAAUAAAUCAUUAUAA